AUGGCAGUGGGCGUGCGCCUCCUGAGCGAUCGUGACUCCGAGACCACCAGCGUGGUCCUCGUGGUCGUCACGCCCGCGCCCAUGGUAAGGCCGACUCCCGCAUCAUCGAGGCACCCUACCACGGAUGAAUCUACAAUGGUGUCGCCAAACUGCAAGAGACGUUCUCACGAGGCCGCGCAGUCGCCAGCCACGAACGGUCGCCAAUCGAAGAACGACCCGCCGUUGCCCGGUGUACGGGUGAACGUGGCAGUGCGUGUGCGCCUACUGAGCGUUCAUGACUUUCAGACCGCAAGCAUCGUCCGUGUGCUGGGCGACAGGUGCCAUGUGUUCCACCCCAAGGCUGAGGCGGAGUCUUUCCAUAUUCAAGACAGGGGUAAUGUCAAGCCCAAUGAAGACCAAACGUUCAUGUUUUAUCAGUUCUUUGAUGAAACAGAAGACCAUGUGUAUGUGUUUCAGAACACCACCAGGGGCAUGCUGACGAUGCUCCUUGAAGGGUGCAAUUGCUCUGUGUUCGCGUGCAUUUCGACUGGUGCCGACAUAGCUUUCGCAUUGCUGGGCUCCGAGGAAUGCCCCGGAGUGGUCUCCCUCAUGCCCAGCGAGUUUUACCAGCACGUGGACAAGCUGCGGUCAGAGGGCCAGACAUGCGACGUAGCAGUCGCAUGUCUGGAAGUCUACAACAAGGUUGUGCGAGACCUGCUUUGCCUCGACCCGCCCAAGGACAUUGCCAUAUUGAACCUCACCAUACACAAGCAUGCCAACGACGCUGAUGCUGAGUCUUCAUGGUCGCACACCAUCUUCGAGAGCUACGUCACAGUACUGGAAACUGCGACAAGCACGAGCAAGGAAACUGGCAUCUCGAUGUGCUCUGGUGACCUUGCCGGCUCGGAGCACGCAGCUGCAGCCAGUAGGGACACAAAGGAUCAGAUGCGUGAGGGUACCAAGCUCAACCUGUCGCUCCUGGCCCUCGGCCACUACAUCGACCCCCGCUCGAAGAACGGGACGAAACAAGUGCCGUACCAGGACGCGAACCAGACCCACAUCCUCAAGGGCUCGCUGGGUGGUUAA
Molecule: messenger RNA, 1065 nt
Organism: Dermacentor silvarum
Lineage: Eukaryota; Metazoa; Arthropoda; Arachnida; Ixodida; Ixodidae
Product: kinesin-like protein KIF18B
Exons: 2
Coding region: 1-1065 (354 amino acids)
Biological process (GO): microtubule depolymerization; mitotic sister chromatid segregation; microtubule-based movement
Cellular component (GO): nucleus; kinesin complex; mitotic spindle midzone
Molecular function (GO): plus-end-directed microtubule motor activity; ATP hydrolysis activity; ATP binding
Source: RefSeq, a predicted model, not a curated record